AUGGACGCCGUCUCCAGAUCUGUCGGCGGCUUGCUGGAGGCGAACGUGUUCACCGAGGAAGUAUCCUCGGCCUCUAGCUCGCAUGGCUCCAACCUCACCGCCGAGCGGAAAAGGCGGUCAGGGCUUCGCCGGCGCAGAUACCUGAUCACGCACGAGGUGGCAUGCCUUGUGGCUAUCAAAUACCUGGCCAGCGGCAUGACGUUUCGAGACCUGUCGGCAGUCUUCGGCCUGUCCAAGACGCUGUGCCACACGCUGGUAGAUGCGCUCCUCAUGCACUUCCCGACGGCCUUCAAGCAGCAGUGGGUCCACUUCCCGACCCGUGACGACCUUGAUGAGAUGGCGGAGGAGUUCCGCGCCAUCAAGGGAGUCCCUGCGGUGGUGGGGGCUAUAGACGGCACACACAUACACAUGAAGGGGAUGGAGGGGCACAGGCAAGAGUACUACACGCGCAAGUCAUGCUACGCCGUGCAGCUGCAGAUCACAUGCGAUGCUCGAGGCAUCAUUUGGGACUACUUGGUCGGAUACCCGGGCAGUGCACACGAUCAGAGGGUGUUCAUGAAACGCGCGUUACACGAAAGGUUGCACAACGACGACAUUGCGCCAUACCAAAUUGUGGGAGAUGCUGCCUACCCACUCAGGGACUUCUGCUUGACCCCCUACAUGCACCCCGUGAAGGCCUAA
Closterium sp. NIES-65 is the source of this 681-nucleotide messenger RNA. The record is from the annotation of a GenBank genome assembly. NCBI's taxonomy places the organism in Eukaryota, Viridiplantae, Streptophyta, Zygnematophyceae, Desmidiales, Closteriaceae.